Messenger RNA from Centruroides sculpturatus (bark scorpion), 14102 nucleotides. RefSeq names its product basement membrane-specific heparan sulfate proteoglycan core protein-like (gene trol). Gene Ontology annotation, molecular function: cell adhesion molecule binding; calcium ion binding. Gene Ontology annotation, cellular component: cell-cell junction. Gene Ontology annotation, biological process: cell-cell adhesion. Lineage: Eukaryota; Metazoa; Arthropoda; Arachnida; Scorpiones; Buthidae. The record is from RefSeq and is a predicted model, not a curated record.
CGGUGCCACGGGGCGAGGCAGAAGACGGCUCGCAGCCACCGAAGUCGGAGGUCGCCACGCUCCGGAAUACCGAAAAGUCCCGGACAAAAUGGGGUGGCCGCCGCUCGUCACGCUCUCGGCCCUCGUCCUCGUCUAUCUGUCUGGCCUUCACGCACAGUCCGACUCGGAUCUGGUGUUCGAAGACUUUUCUAACGGCGUCUCAGACGACACGUCGACGAGAAACGGCGUCGAUCCUCUGACCAGUCCCCUGCUGAGGGAAGAAAAGCGGAAGUGGCUCGGUCCCUCGGACGACGAAGACUUCUGGUCCGACCAAGCCUCCGGAGACCACGUCAGCGGCGAUGGUGUUGUCACUGGCGACGUCACCCCCGACGUCUACGGGACUCCGCCCACCGAGGCACUCGUGUACCUGAGAAUGACGUUUCUUGUUCUCAAUGAACCUUAUCGGGCGUCUCUGCAUGAUCCCCGGAGUGCCGAAUUUCACCAACUGUCCAACGAAAUUGCCACAGGUCUCAGAGACAUUUAUCGAUAUUCUCCGGACGUCAAGAUCAUCAAUGUCGUCUCUUUUAAACCCACCAUCCAUGACGGAAGGGAAGGACUGUUGGUGACGUCGGACGUGGGUUCUUCCUUAAAUUCUAACCAGUCUGCCUUGGCGAAUCAACUGAGAAACUCUGUCAAUAGGGGAUAUGUCGGAAAAUUCGUCACCUCGCCCGAACAGUUCACCUUCAGGAUAAGACUUCCUCCAGAUACACCUACUAUUUCAACUCCUUCUUGUUCUAAUGAUGAAUUAGCUUGUCACUCUGGAGAAUGUGUAUCCUUGAAUAAGAGAUGCGAUGGUUAUCAUGAUUGCCGAGAUGGAUCUGAUGAGAGUGGAUGUCGUGAUGGAAAGUUAUGCCGUAGCGAUGAUCAAAUAUUGUGCCGGGACGGUACGUGCAUUGACCAGGUUCGUCUUUGUGAUGGUGUCAGUGAUUGUCCGAUGGGAGAUGAUGAAGAAAAUUGUGAAAUAACAUGCUCAUCAGAUGAAUACAGAUGUGAUGAUGGUACUUGCACAAAGUUAGAAAAUCGUUGUGAUAGAAAAUAUGACUGUCCGGAUGGCUCUGACGAAAAAGAAUGUUCUUGUUUACCUAAUGAAUGGAGAUGUGAUGCUGGUCCUUGCAUAUCAAAUCAUCAUCGAUGUGAUGGAAAAGUAGAUUGUCCAAGAGAUACUUCUGAUGAAGCAGACUGUCCACCAGUAACAAAAGAAUGUAGUUCAUUUGAAUUUCGAUGUGGUGAUGGUACAUGUAUUCCAAUAAGUGAGAGGUGUAAUUAUCGAAUAAACUGCCAUGAUCAAUCUGAUGAAAGAAAUUGUCCUUGUCAACAUGAUCAAUUUAUGUGUGAAAAUGGUUUUUGUAUUAGUAAAAGUAAAAAGUGUGAUGGAUAUAAUGAUUGUCAAGAUGGCUCAGAUGAAAGAAAUUGCCCUGGACCUUGCCAAGCCAAUGAAUUUCGCUGUGAUGAUGGUACUUGUAUUGCAGCAGUGGAUCAUUGCAAUCGACAAUAUGAUUGCCCAGAUGGUUCAGAUGAGAGAGAUUGUCGUGCAUGUGGUCACAACCAAUUUCGCUGUAGUGAUGGAACUUGUGUUCAAGAGAAUGCUCGUUGUAAUAGAGUGUUUGAUUGUCUAGAUGGUUCUGAUGAAAGAGAUUGUGAUAAAGUUACACAUGUCUGUAAUUCAACUGAUUUUAUAUGCCCUGAUGGAACCUGUGUUAAUCAGACACAAAAAUGUGAUGGAAGAUCUGACUGUAGAGAUAGUUCUGAUGAAACUAUUUGCCAUAACUGUCAUGUUCAAGAAUUUGUCUGCAAUAAUGGUCAAUGUAUUAAUGUAAGACAACGUUGUGAUCGUAAAAGUGAUUGUCCAAAUGGAGAAGAUGAAGCAGAAUGCAAAGGUAAAAUUUUUAUCAGAUUUUACAUACUUAAUCCUUUACAUAUAUAUAUAAGAAAAUCAAUUAUAUAUACAAUUAUAGGUUUUGUUUGUAGUUCUGGUGAUAUAGUAUGUCGAGAUGGUUCAUGUGUAGAUAGUAGCAAACGUUGUGAUGGAAAAAUGGAUUGCCCAGGUGGUAUUGAUGAAGCUAACUGUAUUCCAGAUUGUAGACAUGACCAGUUUCAGUGCUCUAAUGGACAAUGUAUUGAUACAAAUUUGCAGUGUGAUAGAAAAUAUGAUUGUGCUGAUGGUUCUGAUGAACAGGAAUGUGGUAUGUCUACUAUAACAAAAUUAUAUUUAAUUAUGCUUAUAAAAAUUUGUUAUAUUUUAUUUUCAAAUAUAAACAAACAGCUUAAGCUAUAUCUAAAUAUAAACCAAAUAUUCUUAGAUAAAGUUACACAUGUCUGUAAUUCAACUGAUUUUAUAUGCCCUGAUGGAACCUGUGUUAAUCAGACACAAAAAUGUGAUGGAAGAUCUGACUGUAGAGAUAGUUCUGAUGAAACUAUUUGCCAUAACUGUCAUGUUCAAGAAUUUGUCUGCAAUAAUGGUCAAUGUAUUAGUGUAAGACAACGUUGUGAUCGUAAAAGUGAUUGUCCAAAUGGAGAAGAUGAAGCAGAAUGCAAAGGUUUUGUUUGUAGUUCUGGUGAUAUAGUAUGUCGAGAUGGUUCAUGUGUAGAUAGUAGCAAACGUUGUGAUGGAAAAAUGGAUUGCCCAGGUGGUAUUGAUGAAGCUAACUGUAUUCCAGAUUGUAGACAUGACCAGUUUCAGUGCUCUAAUGGACAAUGUAUUGAUACAAAUUUGCAGUGUGAUAGAAAAUAUGAUUGUGCUGAUGGUUCUGAUGAACAGGAAUGUGAUGAAUGCAGACCAGACCAAUUUCGUUGCACAAAUGGACAAUGUAUUGAUGCAAGCUUGCGUUGCGACAGAUUGAAUUAUGACUGUACAGAUGGAUCAGAUGAAUUCAAUUGUGAAUGUUUACCCGAUCAAUUUCAAUGCUCUAGUGGUGAAUGCUUGGACAGUUCUGUGAAAUGUGAUAAUAAAGAAGAUUGCAGAGAUGGAUCAGAUGAAAGGAAUUGUCAGGAAUGUGAAACACAAGAAUAUAAAUGUCACAAUGGAAAUUGUGUAGAUAAUGUUUUUCUCUGUGAUGGAUUUAAUGAUUGUUUUGAUUAUUCUGAUGAACAAUAUUGUGAAAGGAGGUCAUGUAGACCUUCUGAGUUUCAUUGUGCUGAUGGUGUUUGCAUUGAUAGAAUCAAGUAUUGCAACAAAAUAUUUGAUUGUUUUGAUCAUUCAGAUGAGUUGGAUUGCUGUAUGUUUAAUUAUAUCAAAAAUAAAAAAUUACUUUUUCUAACAAAAGUAUUGGGAUCUAAUAAUAUGAUUGAAAUUUGUGUUAGAAUAGUUUUUAGACUGGUUUGGAUUUGUAAACCUAAUCAGUAUAUAUGUGCCAAUUUUGAAUGCAUUCCUCAGAAUGCAAGAUGUGAUGGAAAAAUUGACUGUGGAGAUUCUUCAGAUGAAACUGAUUGCCCAUCUACAGCAGGAAUUCAGUUGAAGUUAUAUCCUGAAAGACAAAGUAUUAGACAAGGAAGAGAAGUUGUGUUUAGAUGUCGAGAUGAAAGUAGUCAUCGGGCUCCAGUCAAAUGGAGCAGAACUGAGAAUCGUCCUCUACCUGCUGGAAGUACAGAUAUUAGAGGUCGUCUUACAAUUCCAAAUAUUCAACCUGACCAAGGUGGAGUUUAUGUAUGCACUGCUGUUGGGGUAUCAGCUGGAAUACCAGGUGCACAGAGGAUUGCCUUUUUGUCUGUUAAUCCAUAUCUUCCACCUGUGACUUUGCCACCUAUUGUUCCUGGAACAUGUAGCCCAUAUGAAAAUGCCACAUGUCAAAAUGGUGAAUGCAUUCCUCGUGCUUAUGUAUGUGAUGGAGAUUAUGAUUGUACAGAUAGAUCAGAUGAAUAUAAUUGUGCUCAUUCAAGAUGUGAGCCAAAUGAAUUUCAAUGUGAUAAUCAAAAGUGUGUAUUAAAAGUAUGGCGAUGUGAUGGUGAUAAUGAUUGUGAAGAUAAUAGUGAUGAAAGAGAUUGUGCACCCACUGUUGUUGGUUCACCUUGCCAUUAUAGUGAAUAUAGAUGCUUAUCUGGAGAUCAAUGUAUUCCAAAAAGUUUUCAAUGUGAUACUGAAUUUGAUUGUCAGGAUAACUCUGAUGAAAUUGGAUGUGCUCCACCAACUAUUACGCAACCUCCUCCUGAUACAUUAACUGUAGAAGAAGGAGGAACUGUAAUAAUAUCUUGCACUGCUGUUGGCACUCCUGUUCCAAUCAUUAGUUGGAGGUUAAAUUGGGGACAUAUUCCUCCUCCACCUAGAGUUAUAGUAGUUAGUGAGAAUGGAAGAGGUACAGUCACUAUUCAUAAUGCUCGACCUAGUGAUCAAGGAGCUUGGAGCUGUGAAGCUAUUAAUAGUAAAGAUAGUGUACUGGCAGUUCCUGAUUGUAUUUUAGUUGUAAAAUCUAAAGUAGGUAUCUGUCGUCCACCAUUAUUUAAUGAGCAUGCAGAUAGCCCAUCUGAUUGUCUUCGCUGUUUCUGUUUUGGUAUAACUGAUACAUGUUACAGCAGUAAUUUACAUAUUACCCCUAUAUUAUUACAAACAGAAAUUUCUAUUGUUGCUCUGCGUAAAGAUUCAUCUGGACAUUACAUAGAUGUAAGCCAACAGUAUCCACCAGACCAAAAUGCAAUUCAAUAUAAUUCCAUAAACAGAGAAUACAGAAUUGACAAUAGAGUAAAAUUAGGCUCAGUGCCAUCUGACAUACAUUAUUAUUGGAGUUUACCUCCAGAAUUUUUAGGCAAUCAGUUAAAUAGCUAUGGUGGAUACAUUCGUUACAUUUUACGAUACCGUACUCCGGUCAUUCCAAGACCUCCACGUCUCGUAGAUGUUAUAAUUAAAGGCAAUAACAUUACACUUUAUCAUGUUUUCAGUGAUCCAUAUGGACCAAAUAGAGAUAAUCAUAUGAAGGUUCAUUUUUGGGAGGGAAAAUGGCAUAGAAGUGAAGCACAGGGAAGACAUGAUGUGCCUAUAAGUGAUACACCCACCAGAGGAGAAAUUCUUACUGUUUUACAAAAUAUUAAAGCAAUCUAUAUUAGAGCAAGUUAUGAUGAGGAACUAAUUGAUUCCAGUAUUUUAAAUUUUGAAAUGGAUACAGCUUCAAUCAUUGAUUCAACUGAUACUGUAACCCAUCAAGCAACAUUUGUAGAAAAGUGUUCCUGUCCACAGGGAUAUACAGGAAAUUCUUGUGAAAACUGUGCAGAAGGAUAUGUAAGAAGAUCAGGACGUUAUUUGGGAGAAUGUGUUCUAUCUAGAAUACCUUGUAAUUGUCAUGGACAUUCAAGUCAGUGUGAUCCUUCUACAGGAGAAUGCUUGAACUGCAAUCAUAAUACUGAAGGAAGACAAUGUGAAAGAUGUAAACGUGGCUUUUAUGGAGAUGCCAGGAGAGGUACUGUAGAUGAUUGUCAACGAUGUCCUUGUCCCUUGAUUACACCUUCAAAUCAGUUUUCACCAACAUGUAGAUUGGAAUCUGAUGGACAAAUUACUUGUGAUGCUUGCCCAAUUGGAUAUGAGGGCCGACGCUGUGAAAGAUGUGCUCCUGGUUAUGAAGGAAAUCCAAAUGUUCCUGGUGGUAGUUGUAGAAUAAGAGGAGGAAUUCAGUGCAAUACUAUUGGCAGUUUAACUUCAGAGCCAAGUCCUUCAACUGGACUUUGCCAGUGUAAGCCAUAUGUUACUGGUUCAAGAUGUGAUCAAUGCAGACCAAAUACAUUUUAUCUUCACCAUGAAUCUCCAUUUGGAUGUCUUGAUUGCUUUUGUAUGGGUGUGACAAAGGCUUGUGGAAGCAGUACAUGGCACAGAGAUCAGGAAUAUUUAAGACCAUCAACUGGAUAUACUGGAGUCAUUUUGACUAAUAAUAUGAGAACUUACAGUAUUGACCAUAACUUACAGAUUGAUUUUAGGACAAGAGCGUUAACAUUUAGAAAUUUUGGUUUGCAUCCAAUUCAAACAUAUUUUUGGCAACUACCUUCACAAUUCCUUGGUGAUAAGGUCACAGCUUAUGGGGGAAAACUUAAUUUUACGAUUGCAUAUCAGUCUGGACUUCGUUCUGAAGCAAAUACUGAUCCUGAUGUAGAACUUAUGGGAAAUGGAAUAUUUUUAAUAUAUCGACAUCACCAUCGUAUCAGAGAAGGUGAGCCUCAAUCAAUAUCAAUACCUAUGUAUGAGAAUUCUUGGCUAAGAUCAGAUGGCCAACCAGUUCCCAGAGAACUUUUUCUGAUGGCAUUAGCAGAUUUAGAUAGAAUAUUAAUUAAAGCAACACAUACAACAGAAACAAAUGCUGCUAGAGAUGCCAACUAUUACAGAUUUUUCAUAGCUUUGAGGAAGUCAUGUGUAAAUUACAGACUUACAGAACCAACAUGUCAAUGUGAUGCUCGUGGAAGUUUGGAAUCAGUCUGUGACUUUCGAAAUAAUUGUCCUUGCAAGACACAUGUGAGAGGAAGAAAUUGCAAUCGUUGUAAAGAAGGCUAUUUUAAUUUGGAAGCAAAAAAUCCAGAAGGUUGUCUAACUUGCUUUUGUUUUGGAGUCACUCAGCAAUGCAGUAGCAGCUCUUAUUAUAGAGAUCAGAUUUAUAUGAGACUUGAUGACUCAGGUGAUCCAUACCAUCAUAAUUUCCAACUCACUAAUCGUUAUAGAGCAAAAACUAUAACUGAAGGCAUCACAUUAAAUUCUGCUCAAAAUGAAGUUAGUUAUUCCUCAUUUUCUCAAAGCCCAGAAAAAGAAGAAACAUUAUAUUGGUCUCUACCAGCUAUAUUUUUAGGAAACAAGCUAACAUCUUAUGGAGGCAAACUACGCUUCACUCAGCAAUACAUAGCUGGUGAUACUGAUGGUGAAUAUCCUGAUGCUGAUGUUGAAAUUACUGGCUAUGGCAUUACAAUAUUUUAUGUAAAUAAUGCAACUUUAAAACCUCUGGAAAGUAGAACAUUUGAAAUUGAAAUGAAAGAGAAUAAUUGGCAAAGAGUAGAUUCACGUGGGCCAACAUCUGCUACUAGAGAAGAUUUUAUGAGAGUGUUAGCAAAUGUUGAAGCACUUUUGAUUCGUGCAUCAUUCCAUUCAAAGAUGCAGCAGACUAUGUUAAGGAAUGUAAUACUUGAUACUGCAGUUCCUCAGGACUCUGGCCAAGGUCUUGCUGUUGAAGUUGAACAGUGUGUUUGCCCACCAGGUUACAUAGGAUUAUCAUGUGAGGAAUGUGCUCCAGAAUAUAUCAGAGAUACGGCUGGUCCUGGUUUAGGUCGUUGCACUCGAUGUAACUGCAAUGGACAUUCAGAAUCAUGCGAUGCUAAUACAGGAAGAUGUAUUAGAUGCAGACAUAAUACUAUGGGAGACAACUGUGAACGAUGCAUAGAUGGUUAUUAUGGAGAUUCCACGAGAGGCACUCCUGAAGACUGUAAACCUUGUCCAUGUCCACUAACUACACCAUCAAAUCAAUUCUCUCCAACUUGUUUCCUUGAUACUGAUGGUCAGCCAACCUGCAAUGCUUGUCCUUUGGGAUACACAGGAAGAAAUUGUGAAAGAUGCUCAUCAGGAUAUAGAGGAAAUCCCAUUCAACCUGGUGGUAGAUGUGAAAUACCAGGAGGUGUCAGACCAGCAAUUCAGGUUAAAAUUGAAGAUUCAAGAAAUCAGAGAGUUCCAGUUGGUGCAACUGUAUCAUUUAGAUGUUCUGCUAGCAGUCAGAGCAGUGAUGCUGUAUACCAACUGGUGUGGACAAAAGAAGGCGGUGUAAUGCCAAGCCAGGCAACAGAAGCAAGUGGAGUUCUUACUAUAACAAAUGUCAGACCAGAAGAUACUGGCGUGUAUAUUUGUACUGCAUCUGAUUUAACAAGUGUUGCUCAAGAAAGAGCUACUUUAACAGUUGAAGGUACAGGUAGACCUACUCCACCAAGAGUACGCAUUGAACCUCGUUUUCAGACUGUUAAAGUUGGACAGUCCGUUGAAUUUCGUUGUAUUGCUGAAGGAUUUCCACAGCCAACCCUUAAUUGGCAUGGUGGCCAAAAUAACCAAUUAAAUCCACAAUCUACAUUUAUCGAUGGAGUUUUCCGUAUACCUGCUGCUCGACCAAGUGAUCAAGCUGAAUAUUUUUGCAUGGCUACAAACUCUGCUGGAACAGAAACAAUCAGAACUGUUUUAUUUAUUGAGAGAGAUGACUUUACUAUUAGUGAAGAACCACAACUAACUNGUUUUGGCCCCCCCCUUCCAAACUUUUUAGGUACAGGUAGACCUACUCCACCAAGAGUACGCAUUGAACCUCGUUUUCAGACUGUUAAAGUUGGACAGUCCGUUGAAUUUCGUUGUAUUGCUGAAGGAUUUCCACAGCCAACCCUUAAUUGGCAUGGUGGCCAAAAUAACCAAUUAAAUCCACAAUCUACAUUUAUCGAUGGAGUUUUCCGUAUACCUGCUGCUCGACCAAGUGAUCAAGCUGAAUAUUUUUGCAUGGCUACAAACUCUGCUGGAACAGAAACAAUCAGAACUGUUUUAUUUAUUGAGAGAGAUGACUUUACUAUUAGUGAAGAACCACAACUAACUGUCUCUCCAUCAAAUUAUGAAGCUCAGAGAGGUGAAACAGUUAGAUUUAAUUGUCAGGUUACAGGAACACCAACUCCAACAAUAAAAUGGUCUUUCUCAGGCGGUACUUUACCAGAAGGGACAAGUCAGGUUGGUGGAAUGCUUAUACUUCCACGAGUAAAUGAAGCUCAUCAAGGUAUUUAUAUAUGUACUGCUAGUAAUUCUCAUGGAACAGCCCAAGCUCAAACAAGAUUGUUAAUUUCCACUCAUCGGUUACCUCCAUCAGUAAGAAUUGAGCCUGAAAGACAGACAAUCAUUCAAGGUAAAAUUGGUGAAUUACGAUGUAUUGCAAGUGGUACUCCUGGUCCUGUUGUCACUUGGAGUAAAGUUGGUGGAGAAUUAACUCCAAGACAUCAGGUUCAAGGAGAACAACUAAUAAUUAAAGAUGCAAAAAUAGAAGAUAGAGGAUUGUACACUUGCACUGCUGAAAAUAGAGAUGGUUCUGCACAAGCAUCUUCAAUAGUAGAAAUUGAAAGAAGAGAAAUUCCCGCAAUUGAAAUAUAUCCAUCUCCAACUCAAAAAGUUUUAUCUGGAGGAAAUGCUUUGUUCCAAUGUAGAGUAGUAGCUGGAAUACCUUCUCCAACUGUAGAAUGGACAAGAUCAGAUGGCAGUCCUUUCACAAGUAGCACUGAAAUUUUACAAGGUGGCGUAAUUAGAUUUAAUAGAGUAACUGGUGAAGAAGAAGGAAAUUAUGUAUGUAAAGCUGAAAAUAUUGUCGGAGACGUUGUAGCUGUUGCCUCCUUACAAAUUGAGGGUGCACCAGUUUUAAGAAUAUUGCAGGCAAAUCCCUAUCGUGCCCGUCCUGGUGAUACAGUGAGAUUUGAAUGUACUGCAUCUGGAGAUCCAAAACCUAGCUUAGAAUGGAGGAAGUUAAGACAGCCACUUGUAUCUUAUGCUGCAUCUGAAGAAGAAGAAGGAACAGCUGUAUUGGAAAUAAAGAGAGUAGCAUUGUCAGAUGCAGGAGUCUAUGUCUGCAAAGCAAGAAGUGCUACUGGAGUUUCAGAAGAACGCAUUCAAUUAGUUGUUGAAGAUAUAGAUACAGAUAUUCCAGCAGUCAGUGUUUUGGAGAGAGUAGUAACAGCUAAUGUUGGAAGCAAAAUAGAACUUAGAUGCAUUGUAAAAGGUACUGAUAAAGUUUUAGUUCUGAAGUGGACAAGAUCUGAUGGUAAACCAAUGUCACCAGAUCACACACUUCAUAAUGGCAUCCUAACUAUAAACAAUGUACAAAAAGAAGAUGCUGGUGAAUAUACUUGUGUUAGUGUUACAGAAGGUGAUCUCAUUAAUUUGGAAGAUAAAGCCAGAUUGGCUGUCGUAGCUCCUCCAACCAUUCAUUUGAAUCCGAUCUCACAAAUUGUCAAAGUUGGUGAUAUUGUUAGGAUCCAUUGUACUGCAAUUGGAGACCAACCAAUCACAGUUGAUUGGAGUAGACCUGGUCAUCAACUUGCACCCAACGUUGUUCAAAUUAACGGUGUUCUAGAAUUUAGAGGAAUUACAUUGCGUGAUUCAGGGCGUUAUUUAUGUACAGCGGUAAAUGCUGCUGGUAAAGCAAGAGGAUAUGCAGAUGUUACUGUUAAUGAACGAGAACCUGAUUCAAAUUACAGAGAAGAAACAGGCUUUCUAGGUGCUAGUAUUGAAUUAAGAUGUCCAAUAGCAGGUUUUCCUCCACCUACAAUCGUAUGGAAUAAAGAAGAUGGAACCAUAGCUCCAAAUGUAAAUAUUGUUAACAAUGAAUUAAGGAUCAAAGACCUACAACAUGAAAAUACAGGUAAAUAUAUCUGUACAACUACUAAUUAUCCACAAAGGAAGCAAGGGUUUAUUCUACUGACUGUGAAAAAUGGUGAAGUAAAUUGCAAUACUGACCAGAUUACAUGUGGUGAUGGGAAUUGCAUCGAAAAUAGCAAGCGAUGCAAUGUUUUGCCUGAUUGCCACGAUCGGUUGGACAAAACGCAUUGUAAUAAAGAACGGAAAAGGGCCAUUCCAACAUUGGAAGUCAAAAUUGAUACAAAUAAAGAUCCAGUUAAUUUAGGAGACACAUUGAGAAUACAUUGCAAAGUGACUGGAGAUCCGUCUGCUCGGAUACUGUGGUCGAAACUUCGGCAGGAAGGACCUCUUCCUGAUAAUAUAAGAUUCCACGGUCCAAUAGUAAUAAUUAAUGGAGUGAGAACUGCAAAUGGUGGUGUAUAUCGUUGUACAGUAGAUAGCUAUGCUGGUACUUUCCAUGAAGAUUAUCUUUUAGCAAUACAAGUACCUCCAUCAAUACCACCAUUUGCAGUGGAAACCAGAAUGGCACCAUUUGGUCGCAAUGUAAAUAUUACCUGUAAUACAAAUUUGGAUCCUCCAGUAGCUUACACUUGGUCAAAACAAGGCAGUGCUUUGCCACCUCAUUCAUUCACCGAUAGGAAUAUAUUAUCAAUUCAGAAAAUACAGGCAGAAGAUGCAGGAACAUACAUCUGUACUGCUAAAAGUGCUGUUGCUACUUUAGAAAUUCCAACAAUUAUUGUAGUUACAGGUGUUAUUCCUUUAUUUACUCAAGCUCCUUUAUCUUACAUGAAGUUAGAUACAAUGCAUGAAGCUUAUACAAAUUUUGAAUUUGAAAUUUCAUUUAAACCAGAGAGCUUUGAUGGUCUUAUUUUGUAUAAUGGGCAGCAGUCUGGUGGAGGUGGAGAUUUUGUUUCAUUUGGCUUAUCUGAUGGUUACAUACAACUCAGAUAUGAGCUUGGGUCUGGUCCAGCAAUAAUUAGUAGUCCAGAACAAGUAGAAUUAGGCAAUUGGUAUAAUGUGCUUGUCACAAGAGAUAAAAUUAAGGGAGUCAUGAAGAUAAAUGAUUAUUUGGUAGUAAAUGGCUCUGCUGGAGGUGACAAUGUUGGAUUGGAUCUUGCCGAGCCUCUCUACAUUGGUGGGGUUCCGGAUUUUAGAGCCAUUUCACGCCAAGCUGGAUUUCAACAAGGUUUUAUUGGUUGUAUUAGCUAUUUUAGAAUUAAAGAUAAAGAAUAUGACUUACUUCGUGAAGCUGAAAAAAUUGGUGUAACAAUAUGUGAUACAUGUAAAGUAAAUCCAUGUGAACAUGGUGGUGUCUGCCAACCAGCUUUAGUGAAAAUGGGAAUCAAAUGCAUUUGUCCUUCUGGAUUUUCUGGAAUUAGAUGCGAGAAUGUUGCUGAAACUUGUUAUCCAGGUGUGUGUGGGGAAGGAAGAUGUGUCAAUAACCCAAUUGGAGGAUUUGAAUGUUAUUGUCCAUAUGGCCGAACAGGCUUGCGGUGUGAAAAAGAGAUCUUAAUUAUUGAGCCAGCAUUUUCAAAUGAUGCUUAUGCUGCUUAUCCUAUAAAUGGGCAAUUUAAUAAAUUGGAUAUGAAAGUGAAAUUACGAAGACUGGAUGAUGGUUUAAUAUCCUAUUCAGCUCAAAGUGCUUUUGGAAAUGGUGAUUUUGUAUCACUGGCAGUUCUUAACAAAAGUAUAGAAUUUCGAUUUGAUACUGGUUCUGGACCUGCUAUACUAAAAAGUCCAGAAAAAUUAUAUGCUGAUCAGUGGGUAACAAUAACAGCAACAAGAACCAAUCGUGAAGGAUCCUUAACUGUUAAUAAUGGAACUUCUGUACGAGGUACAUCUCCUGGUCAUACAAGAGGUCUUGAUCUACGUCUUCCUUUGUAUGUUGGAGGUUAUGAUAAAACCAAAGUGACCGUAUCUCCAUUAGCAGGAGUUAAUCAUGGAUUUGAUGGAUGUAUUGCUCAUAUGGAAGUUAAUGCCGUUGAAAUUGAUUUUGUAAAUUCUCUUGUGGAUUCAUCCAAUGUUGAAGAUUGUGGAGGAGGAGCACCUUGUGAUAGAAAUCCAUGUCUAAAUAAUGGAAUCUGCACAAAUGAAGGAUCAGGCCAAUAUUCUUGUGAAUGUAGAAGUGGAUAUAGUGGUAGUAAUUGUGAAGUAGAGAAUGACUUCUGUCAAUUAAUGACUCCUUGUGCAGAAGGAUCCACUUGCAUUGAUGUUGGUGGAACUUUCAAAUGCCACUGUCCACUAGGGAGAACUGGAUUAAGAUGUGAUCAAAGUACCAGUUUUGAUGAUGAAGCCAUGUUUGAAGGAGAUGGAUAUCUGUCAUUACCACAGUCUUUAUUACCUCGAAGUUCUCAUUCCUCCAUUAAUGAGACAGAAGAAAUUACUAUUACUUUUAUGACCACAAAAAGUGAUGGAUUAUUGCUAUUCCAAGGACAGAAACCUCAUACUGAUGGCAAAGGUCAAGAUUAUUUGGCUUUGGCUAUUGUUGAUGGUUAUCUAGAAUUUAGCUAUGAACUUGGCAGUGGUGCCUCUGAAAUAAAAUCUUCAGUGAAAGUAGAUGAUGGAAAACCUCAUACUGCAAAAAUUAAGAGGUUUGGAUCGCACGGCGUGUUAAACGUCGAUCAUAUAGAUCAUCAGGAAGGACACUCCAAAGGACUACUUAAACAACUGAACACGGACGGUGAUAUAUAUAUCGGUGGUGUCCCAGAUCAUCAGUUAAUGACUGCCGGCAGAUAUCCUGUUGGAUUUCACGGUUGUUUAUGGGAAUUUAAAAUAGGCCCGCAUGAUUCCGAAGUGAUCAAUUUAUACGAGAGAGCAAUAACGGGAAGAAAUGUCAAACCGUGUCCAGAAAUUGACGGUAGUGGUGGUGAAUCACUUUUGGACAAUGCCAGAAUUUCAUAAUACGCGGAAGAAAUUAGAUGUUGAUAUUCAGACAUCAAAAAUAAUCGACAAGCAAUAGACCGGAAUAGAAUAGAUUUUUUUUAUGAUCGGAAUAAUAAUUAACCUUCUAAAUCUCAAUUUCUGCUCUUACGACAGAUGCGACGUCGAACAAUUUAUAAAGACAGUCGAUAAAAUGGGCUUUGCAAUUAUGUUAACGAGUUUAAUUUGUCUUCUUUAUAAUAGUGUCUUUCAUUCUGUCGAGAACCGAGAAUACGGCGAGACCAAAAAAUGUCGAAAUUAUUAACUAUUUCUUAACCUCCAUUAUGUAUCUCUUGAAAAAAGUGAUAGAACUGUAAUAUAUAAACACAGAAGAUAAUCGGCGAGUAUAACUUUUCCAAAGCGUUGCGAAACAAACUAUUUUGUGAAUUCACUUUUUUCAACAAUUGCAUUGUUCACUGCCAUGAAUGUCACAUUGUGUAAUAGCUGUCCUGUUUUUGAAGUCGCAAAACUAUUUUAAUGGUGCUAUCUUUCGUGUGAAACUUAAGUUCUUUAUUUUGUAUGGAUGAAUGAUGCGCGUGUGAUGUGUGAAUGAGUCUAAAUAUUUGAAAGUGAAAGUGAGACACCCAUCGUCCAUAGGAAAUUCGAUGAGAAAUAUGUUUUGUACAAAAAUUUCUUUGCUCCAAAUGUUUCGAUGUUAUUUCAAAUUUGUGCUAUCGUAUAUUGACUAACGAGUACUCUUUUUUAAUUUUGUUUUUUGUUAUAGACCUUCAGAAAACAGAAAGGCUACCACUACAUAAAUUUCCAAAAAAUAUAAAAAAAAAAGUUUAAAAAAAAUUGUGAAUGUUUAAGAAUUGGAAUAAAGGAAAAA